Molecule: messenger RNA, 4957 nt
Organism: Anastrepha obliqua
Lineage: Eukaryota; Metazoa; Arthropoda; Insecta; Diptera; Tephritidae
Gene: cdm
Product: importin-13
Exons: 11
Coding region: 263-3187 (974 amino acids)
Biological process (GO): protein import into nucleus
Cellular component (GO): cytoplasm; nuclear membrane
Molecular function (GO): small GTPase binding
Source: RefSeq, a predicted model, not a curated record
CGGUUUGAUAGUGGCAAUAAGUUCUAUCAGGCUGUUUUGGAAACAUUUUCUUAUAGGUGUCUUUUUAUUCAACCUCAGAUUAGUCUUUUACGAUAUAAAAAGUGUUUUAAAAGUAAAUUUUUUGGUUACGGAGUAGAGGGAAGUACAGUCAUCUCCAACAAUUGAGAAGGACUAACCGACUCACCAAGCGCCAUAUUUCAGUGCAAAAAGUUUAUUGUUAAAGUAUUAAGUAGCCGAGUAAUAGUACUGGUUGGCCAUAAUUAUGGACCCAAUUGACAUUACACGCUUGGAAGAGGCAGUUGUUGUCUUUUAUCGCUCAACUUCACAAGAACAGGCCAUCACGCAUGAGUGGCUUACGAAAGUUCAGACCAGUCCACAAGCGUGGCAAUUCUCGUGGCAGCUUAUGGAGCUCGGCAAGAGUCAAGAAGUUCAGUUUUUUGGUGCUGUUACACUACACUCCAAGCUUAUGAAGUACUGGCAUGAGGUACCCUUCGAGAACCACGAAGAACUGAAGCAAAAAAUUUUCGAGAAAAUCAUUCAAUUUGCCGGCGGCCCUAAAUUGGUUCUUAAUCGGCUUUGUAUCGCUCUCAGCGCAUUAAUCGUUCAUAUGAUCGGUGAAUGGUCAACAGCCAUUGAGGAUGUGAUAAACACAUUUCAGAAUCAGCAAAUACCAAACGUUAAUAAAGAAAUGCAAUUAUGGAUAAUGCUAGAGGUUCUGCAGGCCAUUCCAGAAGAGAUGCAGGCAAUUUUCACGUCAGUCAAAAGAACCACAUUGCGUGCUGAAGUGGCCAAACGUGCACCGUUGGUAAUGAAGACGACAGAAGCAUAUUUGAGCAUGCAAUUAGAACGUGCUUGGGAUAGCGAAUGUUUUAGCAACAUGACACGCGCUGUGAAAUGUGUUGGCACUUGGGUGAAAAUUAUUGGUUUCUCAAUUGAGAGUUGUCAAAAUAUUUCGGCAAUUCUGCUUAGAGUGACUAAUAAAUGUUACUGGCCUUGUGUCCAGGAUCCGGAUGGGGAUGGGUGCAUGUCUGCCGAUGAAAACGAAUUAGCCGAGACGUGCCUAAAAACAUUACUUAGCAUAAUUAUACAACCAGACUGCAAUGCUUAUCCUAAAACGGCUUUUAUACUUAUUAAAAUGUUCUUGGAUUCACUAUGCGAUAUCACGAAAAUGGAAUGGAAGCGUGAUAACAACAAUGAAGAUAUUGUAGUCAAUAUUUACACACUUUUCGUAUCCGCCGUGGAAAGGCAUUCGCAGCUGCUGUUGAGUGGAAUAACUACGACAGACCCCGAACUUUCGGCCCUUUAUGGACGGCUUGUUAAUGAAAUUUUACAAUGCACAGAUAAGCCGGGAAUUUACCCCGUCGAAGAGUCGUGUAGUAGCAUGGCUAUGGGUUUUUGGUACUUAUUGCAGGAUGAGGUUUUUGCUAUGCACAACGAAGAGGAACGCAUAAAGUGUUGGGAAUAUAUAAAACCACUGUACGCACACCUAACGCGAAUAUUGGUGCGUAAAUCGGAACAACCGGACGAAAACUCAAUUGACAAAUGGACAUCGGAUGAUUUGGAAAGUUUCCGUUGCUAUCGCCAAGAUAUUUCGGACACAUUUAUGUAUUGCUAUGAUGUGCUGCAUGAAUACAUACUCGACAUACUUGCCACGGUACUAGAUGAGAUUAUCGCUGAACUGCAAACGAAUCCUACACAAUGGACAAAAUUAGAGGCCUGCAUUUAUUCAUUUCAAUCGGUAGCAGAGCAUUUUGGAGCUGAGGAAUCUAAACAGAUACCGAAACUGAUGCGCGUUCUCUCAGAAAUUCCAUAUAAUAAAAUGAAUGAAAAACUGCUUGGAACCGCUCUUGAGACUGUAGGCUCAUACUGUCAGUGGUUAAAAGAGAAUCCAACCUUUAUACCCCCCGCUAUAGAGUUGUUGGUGCGAGGAUUAAACUCGGCUAUGGCUGCGCAAGCUACCCUGGGACUUAAAGAGCUUUGCUGUGUAUGCCAACUUCAAAUGAAACCAUUUGCGGAACCGCUUUUGAAUGCUUGCCAAGUCUCACUGUCUUCAGGUCAGAUGAAGAAUUCGGAUUGUGUGCGUUUGAUGUAUAGUGUGGGCAAGCUGAUGAGUCUGCUUUCCGCUGAUACUAUACCCAACUAUUUGGAUAUCAUAGUGAGCCCAUGCUUUGAAGAGCUACAGGCCAUUUGCCAGAAUGAGAGCAAAACCCCAGCAUCGCGCGUACGUACAAUUUUUCGCCUGAACAUGAUAUCUACAUUAUUUUCUUCGCUAAAUACGCAUUUAGAUGAGGAUCAAGUUGAAGAUCUGGAAAACUUGCAACCCGUGCUGAUUGUGAUGCAAAAAACAAUGCCCAUAUUUCGGCAAAUCGCAGAACUUUGGGUGGAAGAAUUGGAUGUGCUCGAGACUGCUUGUACUGCUUUGCAACAUGCAAUUAUCAAUCUCAAAUCGAGUUUCCGGCCAAUGCUGCAAGACCUUUGUUGUUUUAUUGUAGCUAUUUUCCAAACCCGCUGUUGUGCACCAACGUUGGAGAUAUCAAAAACGGCUAUUAUAAUCUUCUACAAGGACGAAGGGUGUAAGGCAUUGAUGCAACAACUUUUGAUGGAAUUUGUAAUUCAUAGUUUCAAAUUGUUCGAAUCGACAGAGGAAGCCGCUUUCUCGAAUAUCGCUGACACAAUAGAAAUGUUUUACGCCUGUCUUAUGCAGAUUAUAAAGAAGUUGCCACAAGCGCUCGAUGACGAAGCGAUUGCUUAUGAUAAACUUAUAUACUAUGCGUUGAAAGCAAUGGCUCUGCCCGAAAAUGGUCCCAUUCGCACCAGUGUGCAGUUCAUCUCACAUUUUGUAUUGCAGUCGCGCAACUAUGCGCGCAUGACACAGGCAGUGUUAAACUCAGGCGAGGAGAUUCUCCGCACUGCGGUGCUGUGUGUCGGUUGUAUCACACCACGACAACAAGUGGAAAAAUUCGCUGAUAUUUUCAUGGCAAUCAAUAAGAAAUAUCCUGCUGAAUUGGUUGCUUGGCUGAAGGCUGUAAUGUAUUUACCCGGUUUUCCUACACAACUGGUCGACGCUGAUGAGAAAGCGAAAUUCGCUGGCCUAAUCAUAAGGGAGAAAGUCAAUAAGCGUUUGCUGCAAAAACAUCUCAGCGACUUCGCUAUAAAAGCGCGAGGCCUAACUGAUAAAUUUCAGUAAAUACGCCAAGUAGACGACGCCAAAUAAAGACGCAAAGGAACAUUUUAAUGCAAACGCGUUAAAAGAAAAGUUGCUAAUAGAAUUCCUUAUUGCCAAAUUGUGUGUUGAAAUUGUCAAAAGCAUUAAGCCAUUAAGCGCAGUCGGUGUACGAGACGGUUAGCAGUUAACAGAUUUCUUUAAAUUAUUGUUUCAACGUGUUUUGCUUUCCCUUGUACAACAAGUCUAGUAUUUGUAUGCCGUUUUGCACAUACGCAUUUUCUUUUGACCAAUUGCGUAAAGUUCUAAAUACUUGAAUUGUAAUAUAAGGUUUAUCAAAUCAUAUUUUAAAAAAUUAAGUGAGUUACGAUUUAUGCCUAUUUAUGCCCACUUGUUAAUGUGUUUCUAAGCAAUCAAUAUGAAUAUGAAUAAUUUAAAGAAUUACUCAAAUGUGUUUUGUGAUGAUUUAUUAAGCUAUAUAUUUGUUUUUGUAUAAUAAUUAUAUGACGAGUUUUACCAUUAUUUAAAGAUAUAUAAAUAUGGGUAGCACAUGAGGACUAAAGGCAUAAAGGACAAAUAAUUUUGCACUAUGUCCUUGUCAGUCUAGCCGUGAAUUGUAUGGAUAAACACAUAAGUAAAAAAAAGUGCUGUUUAUGGACCUAAUACAGUAACGAGUGCUGUAGCAGCAACUAUGGUUUGGCAAUAGUGAAAAAAUGUUGAUAAAACCGUGGAAAUCGCCCAGAGUCUGAUCGACAUGCGAGCACUUAUGCCAGCCAUUGCCCAAGAAUUGAAGUUUAGUCAGAAAUCCUCUCUCUCUCUUAGUUUCACAGUCUGUUAUGGACCAGUCAGAAAUCCUAGCAUUACUUUUAUUGCUUUGAAUGUAUUCAUCGUCUUUAUAUAGGCCCCCUCUGCUUGCAUGCACUUAACUGAUUUUCUUUGACUGACUAAUCGAUUAAGUGACUCUAUUUUUUGAAAAAUAUAUAAAGCUAAGCGCGUAGAUUUCAUUUAUCGAAAUAAAUGUAAAACUCAUCAUGUAACUGUUAUAUUGCAAACAAAUCGUAAGUAAUUAAUAAGCGUUUUGUUGUAUUUGACAUUUAACUUAAAAAUAUAAGAGCCCAAAGUAUGAUUUUACACAAAGUUACUUUUAGUCAUUACCUACCGUCUCUAAUGUAUACUCAUAAUAAUCUGAUUUUCGGUUGCUGCGGUUAUCUGGAGCAUUUGCAUUACUCAUAAAUAACCUAUUAAUGGCAACAAGACUCAAGAUAUAAAUGUGAGCUAAGUUGUAUCAAAGGCAUAUAAUCUUAAGACAAACGUACAUACACAUUUAAAGUAGAAAUAGAGUGUUUUCGAAGAGACGACUGUCGUCCAAAGGAAUAGAAAUACUUAAAAAAAAAAAAAAAAUUAUAAGAAGUUUCCCAAUGCUUUCCAUUGUAUGUAAGUUUGUAUGUAGCAUUUUUCUCGAGCAUAUGUAAGCAACUGUUGUGCAGAAUGUGAUAGUAGUAUUGUAGAAACAUAAUAUUUUCCCCAUAUUCAUUGAAAUAAUACAAAAAGUGCAUUCGCAUUUCCUCUAAACAGAUAUAUCCGACUCAUAUGUAUUUAUUGUUUGAACCAAAACGAAUUCAUGUAUUCAAUGAGGUGGAGUAACUCGCACAAGAAAAUAUCAGAAUAUUUAUGUUUGUAAAACAAGACUUGAAUGAGUGAAUGUUUAAUGUAUUAUUAUUCCAAAAUAUUAUAUUUAACUUUUAAUAGAAAAGAAAUAAAUAGUUAAGUUACUUAGACCAGCAAAUACUCGUA